Molecule: messenger RNA, 3203 nt
Organism: Grus americana (Whooping crane)
Lineage: Eukaryota; Metazoa; Chordata; Aves; Gruiformes; Gruidae
Gene: HDAC1
Product: histone deacetylase 1
Exons: 14
Coding region: 80-1522 (480 amino acids)
Molecular function (GO): histone deacetylase activity
Source: RefSeq, a predicted model, not a curated record
CCCGGGCCCCGGGGCGGGCCGGGUUGGGUUGGGUUGCGCGGUGCGGCGGUAGGGUCUGUCGCUGUGGGGAGGCAGGAAAAUGGCGCUGACGCAGGGGACCAAGCGGAAAGUCUGCUACUACUACGACGGUGAUGUUGGAAACUACUAUUAUGGGCAAGGACAUCCAAUGAAACCCCACAGGAUCCGGAUGACCCACAACCUACUGCUGAACUAUGGCCUCUACAGGAAGAUGGAGAUAUAUCGCCCUCACAAGGCAAACGCAGAAGAAAUGACCAAGUACCACAGUGAUGACUACAUAAAAUUUCUGAGAUCUAUUCGCCCCGAUAACAUGUCUGAGUACAGCAAGCAGAUGCAAAGAUUUAAUGUUGGGGAAGACUGCCCUGUGUUUGAUGGGUUGUUUGAGUUUUGUCAGCUCUCUGCUGGAGGCUCAGUUGCCAGUGCUGUGAAGCUGAACAAGCAACAGACAGAUAUUGCUGUGAAUUGGGCAGGAGGCCUUCACCACGCUAAAAAGUCGGAGGCUUCUGGCUUCUGUUAUGUCAACGAUAUCGUCUUAGCUAUCUUGGAGCUCCUAAAGUAUCACCAGAGAGUGCUGUAUAUUGACAUUGAUAUUCACCAUGGAGAUGGCGUGGAGGAAGCCUUUUACACCACAGACCGCGUCAUGACCGUUUCCUUCCAUAAGUACGGAGAAUACUUCCCAGGAACAGGGGACCUGCGGGAUAUUGGUGCAGGCAAAGGCAAGUACUACGCUGUCAACUAUCCCCUGCGGGACGGAAUUGAUGAUGAGUCCUAUGAAGCAAUAUUCAAGCCGGUGAUAUCUAAAGUGAUGGAGACGUUCCAGCCUAGCGCAGUUGUCUUGCAGUGCGGGUCAGAUUCUCUGUCAGGGGACAGGCUGGGUUGUUUUAAUCUGACCAUCAAAGGUCAUGCCAAGUGUGUGGAGUUUGUGAAAAGUUUUAAUUUGCCUAUGCUGAUGCUGGGAGGAGGUGGCUAUACGAUCCGCAACGUGGCUAGAUGCUGGACCUAUGAGACUGCUGUGGCUUUGGACACUGAAAUUCCCAAUGAGCUUCCAUAUAAUGACUAUUUUGAGUACUUUGGACCAGACUUUAAGCUCCACAUCAGUCCUUCGAACAUGACUAACCAGAAUACCAAUGAGUAUCUUGAGAAGAUCAAGCAACGUCUCUUUGAGAAUCUGCGCAUGCUGCCUCAUGCCCCUGGCGUCCAGAUGCAGCCAAUUCCUGAGGAUGCUGUUCAGGAAGACAGUGGAGAUGAAGAGGAAGAAGAUCCUGAGAAACGCAUUUCAAUCCGCAAUUCUGAUAAAAGAAUAUCCUGUGAUGAAGAAUUCUCUGACUCUGAAGAUGAAGGGGAAGGAGGGCGCAAAAAUGUUGCCAACUUUAAGAAGGCUAAACGUGUGAAAACAGAAGAGGAAAAGGAGGAAGAGGAGAAGAAAGAUGAGAAAGAAGAGGAAAAAGCAAAAGAGGAGAAAGCAGAACCCAAAGGGGUGAAGGAAGAGACAAAAUCCACCUAAGAUGGCUGCAGCUGGACAGUAUGUCAGUGUGUAGUUGUCAUAGGUUAGCUUCUCUGGUUGCCUCCCAUUCCACAGGAUUUAUAUUUUAUAUAUGUUUCUGUAUAUAUUUCUAUAUAAAUAUAUAAAUGACUUGAGAAUUGUAAAUUAUUCCUUGCUGCACUCCGCUGGGAGCAGAUAGGGAGGAUUCUGCGGAGUAGACAGACCUGCACUGCCCAGAUUUGGUGACUGGGAAGUUUCACUCUUGCCUUCCACUGCCUCCUUAGUGUGUCUUUAAAAAAAUCACUUCCUUUCUUUACUCUCUCCUCUGACAUAACCACCCUUGGAAAAGAAUAAGUAGAAGUAGUAUUUGCAUUUCAGGUUAGGUGGAAAGAUGGCCAUGAAAAUUUUUUCUUUUUUUUCUCUCUCUCUCUCUUUUUUUUUUUUUUUUUUUUUAAUUAUUAUUGUGGGAGAACAUGAGUUCCCAAAUGAAGCCUGUGAGAGACUGACUAUUCCUUUGGUCUUCAGUUUGAUUCCACCGUAGCAAGUAACUGCAAGCUGGUGCCGCUUCUCAGGGUCAAAUAGUGCAGUUCUUGAAUAGAGUUGGCUACCUCCCUGCAGCAAACUUGUGGAAAGAGACGAAGCAGCUUAAAAGCGAUCUGAAAAGCGCUUUAGUGAAUCAGCCCAAGAGCCCUGCAGGUGCAGAUCUGGAAAAUGCAAAAUGAAAAUCACCCUAAUGUGGUGGUUAACAUUUUCCAAGAUCUUGCAGAUCCAGUUAGUGUGACAGCAUUAUACAUCUCGAGUAAGAGAAGAGAUGAAAUUUUUAUACCUUUUUUUUCUAUACCUAUGCCCCUCUUUGGGGGAGGAAGUGAGUUACUGCCCGUUUGGCUGCCUGCUUUGCUUUUCUUGCUUGUUCUGCCCUCGGCUCCACAUGCUGUAAUUUGCUUCCUCAGUACUGACUGGUGUCCUAGGCUGAAACCUCUGCAGAAGCUCCCAAUUCCUCUAAAGGCCAGACCGCACCGAGCCUGGCUGAAACCUCUUGUCGAUGUCACUUGCUGAAAAACUCUUCUCUGAAGUGAAGUACAAAUGUUUUCCAAUUGAACCUUUCCUCCCUCUUGCUCUCAAGGCCAGUAAAUAUGGAGAACCUUUUUAUCAGCCUCUGAGCUGUUAUCUUUAUAAGGGAACAGCAGAUGGGGCUCUGUACAUUUUUAUAACUACUCCUCUUCCUACUCCCACGCAUUAUCUCACACCCAAAAGUCUUUUGUGACCAGAACUGGCCUUUCCUUUGCAUCUUGUUUUGUACAGCUGAUCAUUAGAUGAGCUUUUGGUGAAAUGCUUUGCAGAAGUUUUGCAGGCAGUUUUGGCUCGCUGCUCUCCUUUCUCAGGGGGAUUCCUCUGUCCAUAAGAGGAUCUGUACCUCCCACGGAGCGCUGCUGAUGGUUUCAACUCUAAUAAUGCUGCUAACUUAACACAGGUUAUUUUUUAAAUGUUUUAUUUUUUUAAAUACUUUUUUUCCCUUUUCCACCGUGAGUUUUUUAGUCUUUUUGGAUCUGAGUGACAUGUCACUCCUGCUCUUCAGUGUUUGUAUGUGAAGCGAGAGAGAUCAGUGUAUCUUUGUGUCUGGGGGGGAAAUAUAUUGUGGUUUUUUAAAGAUGCUUUUAUUUUGAAUUUUGAGAAUCUUUGUAAUAAAACUGGUACAUUUCUA